Messenger RNA from Exophiala spinifera, 1005 nucleotides. RefSeq lists its product as uncharacterized. NCBI's taxonomy places the organism in Eukaryota, Fungi, Ascomycota, Eurotiomycetes, Chaetothyriales, Herpotrichiellaceae. The transcript has a single exon. The record is from RefSeq and is a predicted model, not a curated record. The coding region runs from base 1 to 1005 and encodes 334 amino acids. Gene Ontology annotation, molecular function: oxidoreductase activity.
AUGGCAACGGAAGUUCCAAAGAGGAUGCGAGCGCUUAUUCACAACCAGGCACUCCAAACACUCAGCCUCAGCGACUCGUAUCCGGUCCCGACGGUCAGCCAGGAUGAAUAUCUGAUAAAAGUCGACUCUGUGGCUCUCACCAAUGGAGAGUUACUUUGGCCGCGUCCACCUGAGCUGAAUGAAAGUCAUCCUGGGGUCGAGAUGGCUGGCCAGGUUGUGAUUGCCCCUCCAAUGUCGAAUUUUCCUGCAGGAUCCAAAGUCUACAUGCGUACAACAUUCCCAAGACCUGGUUCCGCUCGAGAAUACACUCUCGGACACGAAAACGAGAUGGCUCUUCGCCCUGCUAACAUCACAGCUGAGCAGGCUGCCUGUGUCCCUGUUUCAGGACUCACGGCAUGGCAGGCAUUAUUCGUGCAUGGCGGAUGUUCUCCCCAGUUUGACGCGCCAUCACACCACCCACAGAAGUCAAUAAAGAAGGUUUUUGUGAACGGCUCUUCAGGUGGUGUCGGACUGUGGAUAACUCAACUCGCCCAUGCGGCCGGGUUUUGGGUGACGGGAUCGUGUAAUGCGCGUAAUGCAGCCCUUGUCCGAGAGUUUGGAGCCGACGAGAUAAUCGACUACACGACAACACCUAUUUCAGAGUGGAUCAAUAAUAACCCGGAGAGCAAGUUCGAUUUGGUUCUCGAUUGUGUUGGCGGUGACAGUCUGAACCAGGCCUGGCAUGCCGCGCGUGAGAACGGUCUCGUCCUCAGCAUUGCCCCACCGAGGGAUAUGGUUUGGAAGUUCACAUUGGAUCGACCUAAAGGCAUCAGUAACACCGUCGAGGGGAGAUUCUUUAUCAUGGAGCCGAACGGGAACCACCUUCACCGAAUCACUGAACUUAUCGAGGCUGGCAUGGCAAAACCACUUGUUGACAGCGUGUGGAAGAUCGAGGAUUAUCAAAAUGCUUUUGAUCGUCUCAGUAGUGGGCGGACUACUGGGAAGGUUGUAAUUCAAGUCAGGUAG